Phodopus roborovskii (desert hamster) is the source of this 814-nucleotide messenger RNA. RefSeq names its product autophagy related 10 (gene Atg10). Gene Ontology annotation, molecular function: Atg12 transferase activity. The transcript is spliced from 8 exons. The record is from RefSeq and is a predicted model, not a curated record. Bases 83 to 730 code for a protein of 215 amino acids. NCBI's taxonomy places the organism in Eukaryota, Metazoa, Chordata, Mammalia, Rodentia, Cricetidae. Gene Ontology annotation, biological process: protein lipidation; macroautophagy; protein modification by small protein conjugation. Gene Ontology annotation, cellular component: intracellular anatomical structure.
CGGCUCCGCGGUCCCGGCCCCGCCCCGCUGCGCGCCGCCGGCUGCUGGUCAGGGCGAGCGAGCGAGCGGGUUCUCAUUUAACAUGGAAGAUGAGUUCUUUGGAGAAAAAAGCUUCCAAUAUUAUUGUGCAGAAUUCAUCAAACAUUCACAACAGAUAGGCGAUGGUUGGGAAUGGAAAACAGCCAAGGACUGUUCUGAUGGCUACAUGUGCAAAACACAGUUUCAAAUAAAAAAUGGGACAACAACAUCACAUCUGGGAACACCUGCCAGUGUACACACAUGUCUUCCAACAGAGGAGAAUUUAGAGCUACCUGUGGAUGAUUCUGAAGCGAUGGAGUCUGCAUCACCAUCUGAAGUGAUUAAAUAUGAGUAUCAUGUCUUAUACUCCUGCAGCUACCAAGUGCCCGUUCUUUACUUUAGGGCAAGCUUUUUAGAUGGGAGACCUUUAGCCCUGAAGGAUAUAUGGGAAGGAGUCCACGAAUGCUAUAAGACACGCCUGCUGCAGGGACCAUGGGACACCAUUACCCAGCAGGAGCAUCCUAUACUUGGGCAACCAUUCUUUGUUCUACAUCCCUGCAAGACAAAUGAAUUCAUGACCGCUGUGCUGAAGAAUCCUCAGGAAACCAAUAGAAAUGUCAACUACAUCACAUCAUGGCUGAGCAUCGUGGGGCCAGUUGUUGGUCUGAAUCUACCUCUGAGCUAUGCUAAAGCAACAUCACAGGAUGAGUGAUUUGUUGACAAGCAAGAAGCUGCAGCAUGGUGAACACCAAAACUGUACCUGGAGCCUUGGUGUUUUUGUAAACGGGACUGCAGU